Molecule: messenger RNA, 1315 nt
Organism: Cornus florida
Lineage: Eukaryota; Viridiplantae; Streptophyta; Magnoliopsida; Cornales; Cornaceae
Exons: 2
Coding region: 394-1026 (210 amino acids)
Source: RefSeq, a predicted model, not a curated record
AGAAAAUUUAUAUUACAUCAGAAAUAUCAACUCAUCAUUCUCGAAUGUAAUCAAUCUAUCAGUUAUCUCUUGGUUAUAUAAAAAAAAAAAAAAAAAAAAAAAAAAAAAAAAUACAUUUAAUUAAUUGAGUCAUAUUAUUAAGUAUCAGUAUUUAAUUAGUGAGUUAAGUGGACUAAUACAACGAAUUAAUUAAAGUUUUUCCCAAUGCCAAAAAGUACCUUAUAUCCAAAUUCCAAAUUCCAAAUUCCAAAUUCUUUACUUUCCAUCUAAGUUUCCUCUGCUCCCUGUCCUUCUCUUUCUUUUCCUUCCAUUUCCUUGUAUCCAAACACGAAUCACCACCAACAUUUACCGUCCGAUUGACACACUCCCACAAUCGGAGCCCCCAAACCACCAAUGGCCACCAAAGCGCCACCUCUCCUCCUCCUAUUCACUCUGCUCCUCAUCACCACCCCACCCACCUCCCAUUCUCUCCUACUCUCCCAAUUCCAAACCCUCUUCUCGCUCGCCCACUCGCUCAUGUCCCGCGUGGCCAACCUCCGCGCCUCCCGCGGCGACCUCGCCGGCUCUGAACGGGCCAGAUUGAUCGCCCGCAAGCUCGAGCCGGGACUUGGGUUAGGGUUUUGGGGCGCGAUGGGGUCCAUGGGUUGGGACUACGUGAGGAACUACGCGUGGAGAGAUGUGGCCUCGUCUGAGCUGUUUGGAGCUGUGUCCGACAUGAACGAGUUGCUGAGGUCUCUGAACGGGUUGACUCGGAUGGAAUCGGAGAGGGAGAGAGCGGCGUGGGUUGGCGGAAAUUACAAAGCUGUCCUUAGGGCUUCGAACUCUCUCUUCCAGAGGCUUCUGAAAGUGUUUCGUCAAUCGGGACCGUUGAGGGAAAUGGUAAAGACAGUGCAAAAAGAGGUGGUGGAGGGUGAGUUAUUGAUGGACUGCCUGGAAUUGGGCAGCAAUGAUUUGAAGGGCUUAAUUCAAGUCUUCAGAGAUAUUGCUUUACAGUUCUCCUCUUCUUCUGACAGGACUGAUCUAUGAGGGAAGAAGAGUAAUGCUAUAAUGUCCGGUUGCAUUUUUGCGCGUCUCCAAUAGAUAGUGUCCAACGAGAACUGUUAGUCAGGAUGGACUUCGGUAACAAAAUCUGAUCGGAACUUUUAUCAAACCGGAUCUUAUUACUUGUAAUGUAAACAAACAUCAAAACAGAUCAAGCCUGAUUUUUUUUUUUGAGAUAGCUAGCUAUGUGUAAUUAGUUGUAUUUACAUUUUAGAAAUGGAUUGCUUUUAAGAUUUAUUUCCCAUAAUGUAAUUUAAGCAUGUGGUUUAGUUUC